Molecule: messenger RNA, 886 nt
Organism: Condylostylus longicornis
Lineage: Eukaryota; Metazoa; Arthropoda; Insecta; Diptera; Dolichopodidae
Gene: mRpL9
Product: 39S ribosomal protein L9, mitochondrial
Exons: 3
Coding region: 85-822 (245 amino acids)
Biological process (GO): translation
Cellular component (GO): mitochondrion; ribosome
Molecular function (GO): structural constituent of ribosome
Source: RefSeq, a predicted model, not a curated record
UCAUAUGUUUAUUUUUCUGAGCUGAGGAGCUCGAUCCGAUUUAUUAUUUAAUUUUUCACGAGAUAAUUAUAUUAAAACAUAAAAAUGUUGAGAAAUAUGAUGAAUGCUAUAUGUAAGGUUUCUUCCUGUAAAAAUGUAAUGAUUCAACCAGUAAGGAACACAUUUGUGCUCAAACGACGAUAUGAACCACUUUUACACAAAAAAAAUGCAAAACCUAAAUUACUGAAGGCUAAAUACUUUAUUUACGAUUUGGUAGAAGACACAUCUAUAAAGAAGCGACCAAAUGUUGAGGUUAUUUUAAAAAGUUAUGUUGAUGGAGUUGGAAAAAAAGGAGAUAUAGUUUCAUUAAAACCUGAAUUUGCCUAUAAUAAAUUAAUAUUACCUGGAUUGGCAACGUACAAAACAGAAGAAAAUAUAAAAAAAUAUGUCCUUUCUGAAGAUGAAAAAGUUGAAGAAUUGCACAGUUCACCUUUUGCCCAAAGGACAGUUAAUAUGAUACAAAGCUUAACGUUGUCGAUAGUGAUGAAUAAGGAUGAACCUUGGAAAUUGGAACCGUGGCAUAUUAGAGUAUCACUUCGCAAAGCAGGCUAUUAUUGUACAGACGAAUGUAUAACAAUGCCUGAUCAACCUAUUGAAGGUCCAGACCUUAACAAAGAAGGGAAAGUGUUCAAUGUAACAAUAACUAUUAAUAAGUUAGAAAAAGCAAAUUUGAAAUGUCGAAUACAUCAUUGGAGUACAAACCCCAGUGAAAAGUUACCUUAUGUUCCUGAGUUUUGGAAAUUAGAUGCUGAACCUUUGUUUGUUGAAGAAAAAAAUAAAUAAUAAAAUAGUUAAAGAUUUUUUAGAAUUAAAAAAUAAAAAAAAAUGAAAUACGUUUUGUAAAUUA